AUGGUGGCCACGAAAUGGGUGCUUCCGCUGCUGGCCAGCUUGGCUGCCGCCUCGCCGUUCGACCGCCCCUUCCUGCGCGCGCGUCAGGAGAGCCUGAACGCCUGCCUCGAGGCGGCUAAUCUGACCUACGUCGACGAGGGCUCGGCCACCUGGGAAAAGGCCAUUCAGCCGCACAAUCUGCGCGUGCCCGUCACUCCGCGCGCCAUCGUCUACCCGACGUCGGCUGAAGAGGUCCAGGCCGCUGUUCUCUGUGCCGUGCAGAGCGAGAUCAAGGUUGCUGCCAAGAGCGGUGGCCACAGCUACGCCUCCAUGGGUCUGGGCGGCCAGGACGGGUCACUCGUUAUCCAGCUCGACCGCUGGCACGAGGUCACGCUGCGCGAGGACAACACUGCCACCGUGACGGCGGGCACGCGUCUGGGCUAUGCUGCGCUGGAGCUUUUCCAGCAGGGCAAGCGAGGGUUCUCACACGGGACCUGUCCUAGCGUCGGCUCUGGUGGCCACAUUGUUCACGGUGGCUUUGGCUUCAGCUCCCACACGCACGGCCUUGCCCUGGAUGCCGUCAUUGGCGUCAAGGUCGUGCUUGCUGACGGAUCCCUGGUCUAUGCGUCAGCGACUGAAAACACGGACCUGUUCUGGGCCAUCCGCGGCGGUGGCUCGUCUUUUGGUAUCGUCACCGAGUUUGAGAUCGACACUUUCGACGUCGCCCACCAAUUCUCCUGGUUCACGAUCGAGACGAACCUCACCAGCCGAACCAAGGCAGACGCCGUCGCCGGGCUCAUGGCUUACCAGAGCAUCAUUGAGGACGGCGGCCUGGAUAAGAAGCUCAACAUGCGUCUCGGCCUGGGCGCGACGACCAACCUCGAGGUCGUCUUCCAUGGUCCCGAGGACGAGGCCCGCGAGGCGCUGGAACCCUUUAUGCUUCGGGGCUGGGCAUAUGGCGAUCCUCUCAACAUUACUGACUCGUACUCUGGGCACUACAAUUCCUACGUCUCCAGCUUGAUGACCAAGCACAUCCCCGAAGAGGCCUUUGCCGGCUUCGUCGACUACUGGUUCGACGUCGCCCUGGCCGACGGUGCGCUCCCCUGGUGGGCCCAGAUGGAUGUCCACGGCGACCCGCAGGGCGCCAUCGCCAACGCCCCGAGCGAAUUCAGCAGCUACGCGCACCGCGACAAGCUCUGGCUGUUUCAGUUCUCGACCUCCCUUUUCUUCUCUGCUCCUGGCAACGACGAGGCCGCCAUCGCCUUCACCACGGGCAUGGUGGACAGCCUCAAGGACAGCAUGGACGCCGACGACUGGGGUCGCUAUGCCAACUACGUUGACUCGGAGCUUGAGCGUGAGGUUGCGCAGGAGCAGUACUUUUCGACCAGCCUCGACCGUCUUAUGGCUGUCAAGGCGGAGUACGACCCGGACCAGUUGUUCUGGAACCCCCAGUCGAUUGACCCGGCGGAGUGA
Emericellopsis atlantica is the source of this 1452-nucleotide messenger RNA. RefSeq lists its product as uncharacterized. The record is from RefSeq and is a predicted model, not a curated record. The transcript has 4 exons. Gene Ontology annotation, molecular function: FAD binding; oxidoreductase activity. Bases 1 to 1452 code for a protein of 483 amino acids. Lineage: Eukaryota; Fungi; Ascomycota; Sordariomycetes; Hypocreales; Bionectriaceae.